AUGGUGGAGAAACUGAGGAAGACAGGACUCCAGGCUGCUCCACCUCCUACUCUGUGCUAUGUGGACCUGGAGAUGUGGCGUGUGAUGUCUGCUCUGGGACCAGAAGCAGAAAGCCCUCAUGUCCUGUCUGGUGUGUCUGGCCUCUUACUCUGUCCACAGUGCAGACAGACCUUUAUCCCAAGGCCUGUUCUGAAGAGGAGCACUGUGCUGGCUGAAGUGGUGGAGAAACUGAAGAAGAUAGGACUCCAGGCUGCUCCCCCUCCUGCUCUGUGCUAUGCUGGACCUGGAGAUGUGGCGUGUGAUGUCUGCACUGGGACCAGAAAGCAGAAAGCCCUCAUGUCCUGUCUGGCAUGUCUGGCCUCUUACUGUGAGACUCACCUCCAUCCUCACUAUGAAUCUCCUGCUUUGAAGAAGCACAAGCUGGUCAAAGCCACCGCACAACUACAGGAGAAGAUCUGCUCUCAUCAUGACAAACUGCUGGAGGUUUACUGUCGUACCGAUCAGCAGUGUAUCUGUUAUCAGUGUGUGAUGGAUGAACAUAAAGGCCAUGAUACAGUGUCAGCUGCAGCAGAGAGGACUGAGAAACAGAGGCAGCUGGGGAUGAGUCAGCAGAAGGUCCAGCAGAGAUUCCAGGAGAGAGAAGGAGCUGAAGGAGCUCCAACAGGCUGUGGAGUCUUUCAAGGUGAGUAUUGUUGACCAGAGGAGACACACCAUUUCACUUCUCUCCUCCAAUCAG
Molecule: messenger RNA, 736 nt
Organism: Salvelinus sp. IW2-2015
Lineage: Eukaryota; Metazoa; Chordata; Actinopteri; Salmoniformes; Salmonidae
Source: RefSeq, a predicted model, not a curated record